Molecule: messenger RNA, 2220 nt
Organism: Cyprinodon tularosa
Lineage: Eukaryota; Metazoa; Chordata; Actinopteri; Cyprinodontiformes; Cyprinodontidae
Gene: gtpbp3
Product: GTP binding protein 3, mitochondrial
Exons: 11
Coding region: 164-1729 (521 amino acids)
Biological process (GO): tRNA methylation; tRNA wobble uridine modification
Cellular component (GO): mitochondrion; cytoplasm
Molecular function (GO): protein binding; GTPase activity; GTP binding
Source: RefSeq, a predicted model, not a curated record
CCGGAAGAACACAUUUGGACAGCAUGGGUUUGCCUGUUUAAUGAAGGUCCCAGGUGAUCGACUACUAUGCCAGAGUUCCUUAAUAGCAGCUAGCAGGUUAAAAUAAAGGAGAAUGGAAUAGAUCUAACUUUGUAAAAUAACCUGCUAAUAAAUUAAACAUUUAAUGUAUUGUCCUGCAACAAUGCUGCCAGUUUCAGCUGUUUGUGGAGGGAUUUACAGAGCUGCGACCCGUGCGCUCAGGACAAGAAAGAUCCAUCAGUGUCGUCAUCUGUCCUCUGGAGACGGAGUUCUGCAGGCUGGGCUUGCAGAUGCUGACACCAUCUUCGCUUUGUCAUCAGGUCAUGGAAGAUAUGGGGUGGCUGUGGUCCGUAUCAGUGGUCCCGCUGCAACUACAGCAUUAAGAUCCAUGGUAGGGCUCAGGAAGCACCUGCCUCCUCCACGAACUGCUAUGUUACGUAGCAUCACAGACCCCCACUCCAAAGAAAUCCUGGAUCGUGGACUGGUCCUCUGGUUCCCAGCUCCUCAUAGCUUCACGGGAGAAGACAGCGCAGAGUUCCACAUCCAUGGCGGUCCUGCAGUCAUUACUGCUGUCCUACAAGCUCUAGGAAGCGUGCCUGGCAUGAGGCCUGCAGAAGCCGGUGAGUUCACGCGGAGGGCUUUCCAUGCAGGGAAGCUGGAUUUAACCGAGGUGGAAGGACUUGGAGAUUUGAUCCAUGCAGAGACUGAGGCUCAGCGGAGACAAGCUCUCAGGCAGAUGUCGGGAGAUCUGGCACGCCUCUAUCAGAACUGGAGCCACAGAUUGAAACGGUGUUUAGCACACGUCGAAGCCUUCAUAGACUUCAGCGAGGAUGAGCUCAUUGAGGAAGGAGUCUUGGAACAAGUGGACAUCUCAGUGCAUGAUCUGCAAGCAGAGAUUGGACAGCAUCUAAAGGAUGAGAGGCGAGGGGAGAGACUUCGCAGUGGAGUCCAUGUGGUGAUCGCCGGUGCCACCAACGCAGGGAAAAGUAGCCUCCUCAACACACUCUGCCAGAGACCUGCAGCCAUUGUUUCUCCCAUUGCUGGUACCACCAGAGACGUAGUGGAGACAGCACUGGACAUCGGGGGCUUCCCUGUCCUGCUAAGCGACACAGCAGGCCUCAGAGAAAGCCCAGACCUGGUGGAGCAGGAGGGCGUACGUCGGGCUCGAGAGAGGGUGCAGCAGGCUGAUCUGACUCUGCUGGUGGUUGACUCCACGCUCCUCCCCUCUGAGGAGCAUCAAGCUUCUGCGCUUCUCCUGAACCACUUGAGGAGCGUCCUGUCCUCCCAGGAAAAUACUGAAACAGGCAUGUGUCUACUCGUCCUAAAUAAGACGGAUCUGCUACCUGAGGCUCAAAGAGAGAAGCUAAAUCGGGGGCUGAGAGGGGUCUCUGGUCUCCCACCUGUGUGCCUGAUCUCCUGUCAAACCAAUGAGGGACUGAAGGAUUUCCUCACUUUGCUGCAAAGCAGCAUCAAAUCAAUGUGUGGUGACCCUCUCUCUGGAGCGCCUACCCUGACCCAGGCCCGCCACAGGGCCCACUUGCAGCAGUGUGUGGCUUCCCUGGCUCAGUAUGGACGGUACCGUGACUAUGACCUCGCUCUGGCAGCUGAGGGCAUCCGGUUAGCGCUCACCGGACUGGGAAGGAUCACAGGACGAGUCGGAGCAGAGGAGAUUCUGGAUAUCAUCUUCAAAGACUUCUGCAUUGGAAAAUAAAGGAUCGAGAGUGAAAAUAAGAAGCACAGGUAAUCAUGGCUGCCAAAGGAAGGACGUUUUCCCACAGAAACUGUAACUGGAACAACCCGGGCAUUGUGCCAGGCUUCAAGGCACAUUCAGGGUUCAGAUAAUCGACCGCGUUCUUGGCUGCAGACUACCUCCUUUCCCAGGACAAAAACUUUUUUCUGUUUUUUUUUUUUUGUUUGUUUUUUUGUUUUUUGUUUUUAUGCAGCUCAGAUAGUUUAAGGAUGAUGGCAAUGCCUCAGGGGCCCAAUAUACUAAACAAGUGUUUGGCUCUGGCUCGGUCAUCAUCUAAGACUUUUUCCAAGGCUAAAUAUUGCCCUCUGGGGCUGCAACAUACCAGCUUUAAAGCUUGGAAAAACAAAAUCAGUCGUGACCUCUUCAAGGUCCAUAAAGCAUGUGGAUGUUUACUUUUAUCAUUUAAAUUUGAAGUCACUGUCUUGAUAUUUUCAAUAAAUUCUGUAAUUAUU